AUGCCCAUCUUAGCGAGCUUCGCCGGAGCUGCUUGGCCAUUCCUGGCCGCCAUAACUCUGUUGUAUAUUCUCAAGCGAUGGGGCAAACGUAAUGAUUUACCCCCGGGGCCCCCGCGUGUUCUCUUCAUCGGCAAUGCCCAUCAGCUCCCAAAGAUUGACCAACACCUAACAUUCAUGAAUUGGGCGGCUCAAUACGGGGACAUUGUCUACGCUGAGAUCUUUACGCAACCCGUCAUUAUCCUCAGCUCAGCCAAGGCCGCUGUUGAUCUCAUGGAAAAACGCGGAGCGAUUUAUUCCAAUCGACCGCAUCUUGUGUAUUUCAUCGACUUGAUUGGGUGGACUGGAAACAUCGGCUUUGUUCGACUCAAUGAAAGCUGGAGACGUAUCAGGAAGUGGUAUCAGCGAGCGUUCGUCGUCCGGUCGUCCGCGGAUAGUUACCAUCCUAUUCAGUGUCGUGAAGUGCGCCGCUUCCUGUUUGGUCUCAUGCGAAACCCAGUAGACUUUGAGUAUCAGUUGAAACGAUACACUGCAGGGAUAGUCUUCGAGAUUGGUUAUGGAUAUACUGUCACUUCAUGGGAUGAUGAUGAGCUCAUCAAAUUGACGGAAGACGGGAUAAGACAAUGUCUCAUUGGCAGUAGCACUGGCGCGGCUCUAGUGGAUUUUCUCCCAAUUUUGAAACAUCUACCUGCGUGGCUGCCUGGGAUGGGCUUCAAGUAUGCUACCGCGAAUGCGCGAAAGGCUAUCGAGGACAUGGAAGACGCACCCUAUCAAAUGGCCACCGGCACAGCGAAGCCCUCACUGAUGACGACGUUAAUAGAAGAAUGCUCGAGGAAAGGACCUUUGACGGCGGAAGAUGAACACGACAUCAAGGGUGCUACAGGGACAUUGUAUGCGAGUAAGAGUUUCUCUGAUCAUGUCAGCAACCAUGCUGAGCUAUACCUUGACGAUCAGCGAGUACCGACUCGCGGACAGUCUAUGACAAGCAUGAUUGUGUUCAUACUCGUAAUGGUUCAGUAUCCCGACAUCUUCAAGAAGGCACAGGAAGAGAUCACUCGUGUGAUAGGUGAUACAAGACUUCCAGGCUUCGGAGAUAGAACAUCGCUGCCGUAUCUCGAGUGUAUCGUAAGAGAGGUGUACCGUUGGUGUCCGGCGGCGACCACGGCUGUCCCGCACCAGGCCGCGGUAGAUGACGUGUAUCGUGGCUAUCACAUACCCAAGGGUUCGACGAUAAUACCAAACCUAUGGGCGAUAUUCCGAGACCCCGACGUGUACCCAGAUCCGGACGUCUUCAAACCUGAGAGAUUCCUUGGGAUCGACGCAGACGACGACUCUGACCUGAAAGACCCGAAGAAGUUGGUUUUCGGCUUCGGCAGAAGGAUAUGUCCGGGGCGAUACUUCGCUGACGACAACGUGUGGCUUGCUUGCGCCAGCAUGAUAGCCACUAUGGACAUCGGCAAGGCGCGGGAUAAGCACGGCGUGGAGAUCACACCUUCGCCGAAGUUCGUCUCUGGGACCGUCAUGCGUCCUGAGCCGUUUCUCUGCGAUAUUCAACCUCGAUCUGAGAAGAGUCGACAGUUGAUCAUUGAUAGCAGUGCCGAAGUCUGA
This is a messenger RNA of Fomitopsis serialis, 1605 nucleotides long. RefSeq names its product cytochrome P450. The transcript is spliced from 12 exons. Bases 1 to 1605 code for a protein of 534 amino acids. The record is from RefSeq and is a predicted model, not a curated record. NCBI's taxonomy places the organism in Eukaryota, Fungi, Basidiomycota, Agaricomycetes, Polyporales, Fomitopsidaceae. Gene Ontology annotation, molecular function: iron ion binding; heme binding; oxidoreductase activity, acting on paired donors, with incorporation or reduction of molecular oxygen.